AUGCCCCCUGAUAUGUUUAAUGAGUGGGUGCAACUGCACAUCUUUUAUGAAGGGCUGUCUUAUGAAUCAAAGAAAGUUGUAGACCACUUAUCUGGAGGUUUCCUUAACAAGAAGAAGACUAUUGAAGAAGCCAUUGAUGUCAUAGAAACAGUGGCUGACAAUGAGUAUUUCUAUGCCUGUGAGAGGAGCAACAACAGAGGAGUCAUGGAGUUGAACAACGUGGAUGCAAUUCUAGCCCAAAAUAAGAUGAUCACUAAGCAACUAACUGAGUUGACCAAGCAAAUGGAGAAGAAUCAGGCUGCAGCUAUCCACACUCAACCAUCCCCUCAAUCAGAGCAAGCUCAUGACCCAUAUUCAAAGACCUAUAACCCUGGUUGGAAGAACCACCCAAACUUUGGGUGGGAAAACCAACAAAACCAAGGCCAAAACCACAAAUCUCAUAAUCCCAACCAGUACACCUACCAAAAAUCCAAUCCAAGAUCAUAUCAACAUCCACACAACAAUUCUGCUCAGCCACCAUAUCAAGCCCAAGCCAACCAACCUCAACACUCAACUACCAAUCCACCAUCAGAGGAUAAACUAUCCAGGAUUGAAGCUAUGCUCACUAAUCUUUGCAAGGAAGUCCAGGACAACAGGAAUUUCAAGGAAGAAGUAAGAGAUAGUAUGCAAAGUCGAGGAGAGAUUAUUAAGAAGCUUGAAUCUCAAGUAGGACAUCUCUCACAGCAGAUUCCUAAGUCCACUGAUAGCUUCCCCAAUGACACUGAAAAAAAUCCAAGAGGGGAAAUGAAGAAGGUGAGCUGGGAAGAAUGUAAGGCAGUUACUCUUGCGAAUGAAGAAAUCUUGGAAGAAAAUACCAGCAAGCCAACAGAGCACAGCCAAAGAAGUUUCCAUGGAAAUUUAGAGGAAAAAGAACAAGGAAAUGGACCUGUACAAGGGAAAGAACCAAAAAGGAAGGAAAUUCUAAAACCGUACGUGCCAAAGGCACCAUUUCCCCAGAGACUCAGGGGAGGUGAGAAAGAGAAGUCAUACUCAAGAUUCUUAGACAUGUUUGCAUCCUUCAGUGUCAACAUACCCUUCAUCAAAACUCUCCAACAGAUGCCUACCUACAUCAAGUGCAUGAAAGAGUUGCUGACCAAGAAAAGAACCUUGAAAGCGAGACAAACAGUGAUAAUGAACAAGGAAUGUAGUGCCCUCAUCAAAAAGGAUUUACCUCUGAAGGAAAAAUAUCCGCAGAGCUUUCAUAUCCCCUGUGCCAUAGGAGAUACAAGGAUUGAUAGAGGAUUCUGUGAUCUAGGAGCCAGCAUAAAUGUGAUGCCUCUGUCUCUCAUGAAGAGGUUGCAAAUCAAUGAACUGAAAUCCACAGAUGUAGUCAUCCAAUUGGUCGAUAAGACUCAGAAGCAAGCUAAAGGAGUAGUCGAGAAUGAAAGUUACCACCAUCCAAUCAUUUUGGGAAGACCAUUUCUAGCCAAUGCUAGAGCACUCAUAGAUGUGGAACAAGGAAAGUUAAUACUGAGAAUACAUUAUGAACAUCUCACUUUCCAUGUUUUCAAACCUACACCUGAAUCUGAGCCAAAACCUAAGGAGCCGAAGGAUGAUCACAGCAAAAUGUCCCUUGAAGAAAGCAACAGUGAACCGGAAGUAGAGCCCCUGAAACAAUCUUUGGUGAACAAGCAAGAAUUUCAAGAGAUACAACAACCAAGGGAGCUUAAGAAAGAGAUGAAGCCACGAGAAUCAGAAAGAGCAGCUAACAAGGACCCCCCUAACACAAGAACCACUGGAGCAGUACUGGAAGAAGAGAAAAGAGUUGUGAAGAAAUUGCCAAGGGGAUGGAAAAACCAGAAGAUUCCUAUAGACAAUUUUUUCCCUGGAGACAAGGUGAUAUUAAACCACCAUCCACCAAUCCCACCCCAUCUUCCAACCAUUCCAUCUCAAUUACCGCAAGUUUUCACAAUCAGAAGGGUCCUUUCCUUAGAACCUGUGAAAAUCAUCAAGGAAUCAAGUGGAGACAGCUUCACUGUAAGGGGAGAAGACCUAAGGCACUACAAUUCAUCCUGA
Messenger RNA from Arachis duranensis, 2055 nucleotides. RefSeq lists its product as uncharacterized. The transcript is spliced from 3 exons. The record is from RefSeq and is a predicted model, not a curated record. Bases 1 to 2055 code for a protein of 684 amino acids. Lineage: Eukaryota; Viridiplantae; Streptophyta; Magnoliopsida; Fabales; Fabaceae.